AUGUUUUCCGAAGCAGUUGCGAAUGUGCAUGCUUAUGAUCAUCUUUUUCAUGAUGACUCCAUACAACGCUCUAUUGUCGUGGAUGACGAAGUUGCCUGUCGUUCUGCCAUCGAGAGACUCUUUGACGAUGAAGCCGAUGGGCUGCGAUUAAAUCCUAGGUCUGUUCUGAAUGAAAUCCAUCAAACAUCCAGAAGUAAAUAUAGCCGUACUCUCAGCACGGAGGCUAGUGAGCUGGAUUAUCAUGGCGCGAGCUCUGCUUCAAUUCUUUCGUUCGACCUGGAGCGGACUAGCGAGGAAGCAAGGGAUUCUGCACAACUUCUGAUGCCAUCCAUCCCCCUUGCAGACAUGGCUAAAAAUGCACUUUCCGACAUUGCAUAUCUCCCAGAAGGGGCUAAAACUGAUGAAAGCGACCUGCAUUAUUUUGAGGUUAAAGAUGAUUGGGUAUUGAGGAGGCGUAAAAGUGACCAUCUCGACGCACUCUACGGUUUUAGUGAAGCGACGCUGAGUUUGAGUUUAACUCAUGCGGCUACGAGCUUUAUUCAAACUGAAGCAGCACCAAAGGUCUUAACACAGGCGAAAACUGACAAAAUGGAUGAGCUCCGACCGAGCAAAGUUGAGGAAUCUUACAUAGAACGGAGGCCCGAUGCAAGCGCAGCUGAGGUUAUGUGCCUUGUCAUGCAAACACCGAGAGCAGUAAACCUUUUUCAUCAGUUUGAAGAGAAGGAUCAACAUGGAGACAUUAAAGAUGAAAAUAAAGACAAGCAGACAAGGAUUGAUGAAAGUUAUGAGGAGACUGCAGGUGCCUCAGCUGAAGCCACGACUGAAAAAUGGAUCGAACAGGCGGAUCCAAAGGAAAAGGUUAUACUUGACGUUUCUAGCGAGGCGGAACGACGGCAGAUAGACGAGUCUAGAUGUAGUUUGAUGAUUCAGGCCAUGAUUGAAUCUUUUGUGAAUACGUUCUUAAAUGACUGUGUGUUAGAAGCGGCUACAAAGUUUAGCCUUUCUGAAAAGAAAGAUACCGAAAAUGUGACUUGUAGUGACAAUCCUAAGCUUGAUGUAUGGAAAGAGACUGAGGCGCAGAGUAAGGGGGCAAACACCAACAUGACCAAUGACGAGGUUGUCGCCACCAACACAUCGUUAACUUUAUUAGCGUCGAAUCUUCGACUUUUUCCGAAUGAGGAAGAUAGGGAAACCUGGUCGAUAAUGACAUCCGUACCUCAAAUUGAUGUUGAGACAACGGACCAUAUAAAGGGCGGACUGGAGGACGAUAGGGGUGCUGAGGAAGUGCGGGAUACAUCACCUAAUAGAGUUUUGAAGCUUUUUUAUCCUGGCGAGCGCGGUGAGGUCGUGGAAAAUCACAUCGCCAGCGCGGUUGACACUGGGUUAGAUGCUAAUUGUGUGAGUACAGUACGCACAAGAAGCGAAGCAAUGGAUUCCAAAGAACUUGGUCGGAAGCAAACCAUUGCGCCUAUAAUCCUACGCGCCUGCGAUGAUCUCCUUGCUAGUUUUCUUCGGGAUGGGGUAAUACAAGCCAUGUCAAUUGAAUCCUCAGAUAUGUGUCAGUCAGAGCGUCGAAAUAAAGUGGAGGAAUCCGUCCAAUCAAUUGUUUACACCAUAGAGGAAGGUACUUCAAUAGAUUCAACACCGGUGUCGGAAUCUAUUCAGACAAAUUCGAGAAUUGAGUAUAAUGAUAUCGCUAUAGGACAGACUCCAGGUCAAACGAUCGUUGGAGUGACGCGUGACCCGAAAGGGCAAGUGGCGGGCGUCAACAUAACCCCCACAGCGUUGGCGUUCUUCUCGGAACACUUUCUAGAUGAAUGCAUGGGGUUGGCCUUUCACAAUUUCAUCUCUUUGAGCGAAGUCGGGCCCUCGGUCAUAUCACACGAUUCUAUCGCUCGGGCUAUAUCCCCAUUUCUUCCGCCCCCCGCGGCGAGAGGCGACGCGAACACUCGACCUGACGAUUCCGUAGCCGCGCGGGCGGUGGCGACCUAUUUCGUGGGCGAUCCGCAUCAAUUUGUAAAAGAUCUUGAGAUGGCGUAUUUAUCAUCUUCCCCGUGUGCGUUCUUCAAUCUCGACGGCGAUACUGCGCGUUUUGCCGACAACCUGGGCGAACCCCCCACGUCGGCCCUCCUCAAACAUCUGAGCUGUGAUCAGGUGCAAGGUGUGAUGAAAAAAGGAAUAUUGCUUGCCCUGAAAGACGUCAUCCGCGUUUCACGCUCUUCGGUUUUGGGCAAAUCACGCCUUAUUGCGAUAGCAGAGGGGAAUGAAGGAACUUCAGGGGAUCAUGCGGAUAGGAAAGCAAGGGAGGAGGACGGACCGAAUUCGUUUUUUUACUCCUUACCGCUCGAGUGGGAAGCCGCAGUGGAUGCUGUUACGGAGCGCCUUGCGCGUGAUUUGAUUCUCAGCGCCGGGAUGAUGGUUUUGAAAGCUCGCGCCUAUAAUUUGCUGUACUCGGAGCGCUUUACUACAGAGUACGGCACGGACUUGGAUUGUUUUAGAACCGUAAAUCUGCACGAGCUAUUUUCAUCAUCUAAUUUUUCUACCCAUGAUCUGGAAUUGCUCUUUUUAUUCUACAUGGAGCAGGCCCGGUCGUUGGGAUCCUGUGGGUCCAAUUGGGCCCAAUUAGGCAACAUCCCAGACAGAGGCGACGCGGCAUCCGAUAAUAAGCUUGAGGCACCGGAGGAAGAUUCCACAAUUAACAACGGUAACGGGGAUUAUUCAUCUCUAUCGCUACUUCCAUCUCACAAGUCGUUAGUUCUUCCACUUUUUAUAUCCGAAAGCGGCGUUGGGGAGGGUGCAGAAUCUACCGCAGCGGAGACAACUCAUACACCAAACGACCCAAAGUACGGCUCGAAUACCCGAGGGCACCUCCCGCCGUCCGCGCUCUUAAAUGAAAACAUCAGCCUCUUCACAUAUCCUAAUUACCAAAGUGGCAUGGGUAGGGAUGGCGUAAGAAAUGGUUUACGAGGGCCACACGCUAAUGGGCAUGUACGAGCAGGCAAUUUUAAUGAACCAGAGAAUAAGGGAGGGGAUUGCUGGACUUAUGCUAAUGUAUCAUUUAUGGAUGCUCAGCGUUCAGGGGUAUCGCAAUUAGUCUUAGGACAUUGCUUAGAAAACAUUAUGGAUGACAUGGUGAUGGACACCGUGACAUGGAUAUCUAAGUUGAUUUCUUAA
Messenger RNA from Phytomonas sp. Hart1, 3174 nucleotides. The record is from the annotation of a GenBank genome assembly. NCBI's taxonomy places the organism in Eukaryota, Euglenozoa, Kinetoplastea, Trypanosomatida, Trypanosomatidae.